AUGGAAGACAUUGUGUCUCUUUUCAAAGGAGAGGAUCCUGAAGUAAUACCAGUGUUUGUGGCCCGUGACCUAGAAAAGCUACCGCCAGUGACGUUUGACCACCUAGACGUCACGAAACUGCUAAAAGAUCUACUGAUAGUGCAAAAGGAAAUCAAUGAUAUUAAAAUGUCGUAUGUGACAUUGGAUCAGCUGGAUGAAGCGAAAAAGGAGUUUAGAAAGUGUCAGGCUGCCUCCUGUUCCUCACUGUCACCUCCGCGCUAUCGAAAUUUGAAUGUAAACACUCGACGGGGUGCUUAUAUGGAUAGUGGACCUAUGGGUUUCUCACAUUUCGAUAUGACAGUAGCUAGUAACAACAACAAUACUAACAGCAGCAAUGUGUUGGAUUCAUCAUCCCCUAAGGAGAACCGAAGCUUUUUGGCGUCACUAAAGUGUCAACAAUCGAAAAUGGAUAAAAACAUUCCAACUAGCGAACAAGCAGCGGGAGCGGUGAUUAAUGAGUCAUCAGAGUGUGUGCGUACCGGCCGAGAAACCGGUUCGUUAUCGCUAUGUGAGCCGUCCGAGCGUCAGCUGUUUGAACCACCAAACGAAGCAGUUACUUUUAAUAACAAACAGCCCGACAUGGAGCGGUCGUUUGCAGAAGCGUUAAAAACCAAUACAGAAUGGAAGGUAGUUAAACGCAAGAAACCUAGAAUAAACUAUCGUUACCAUGGUAAAGUGGGCAUCUGCAACGAAAAUCAAGGAAAAUUUAGAGCGGCAGACACCAAAGUGCCAAUCUUUAUUUCGAGGGUACAUAAGGAGACGACGGAGUUUGACAUCACAGAGUAUAUUAGAAAAAAGACACACGAAGAUGUGAAACUAGAAAAGAUUAUUUUGAAUAAAGAGAAAAAUUAUAAUGCAUAUAAAUUCUACAUAUCGGAAUUAAAGUUGCCGUUGUUUUUGGAUGAUAAGCUGUGGCCGCAGGGAAUCAUAUUUAGGCGCUUUGUGCAUUACAAAGAGAAGCUCGUUAAAGACGAUAAAAACGCUAGCGGUCUUGUCAAACACUAA
This is a messenger RNA of Ostrinia nubilalis (European corn borer), 1044 nucleotides long. RefSeq lists its product as uncharacterized. The coding region runs from base 1 to 1044 and encodes 347 amino acids. NCBI's taxonomy places the organism in Eukaryota, Metazoa, Arthropoda, Insecta, Lepidoptera, Crambidae. The record is from RefSeq and is a predicted model, not a curated record. The transcript has a single exon.